AUGAUGUCCAAUAUCCUGAAAUUCUUGUUCAUCUCUGUUUGUGUCAGCGUUAUUGUUGCAGCAGCACAGGACUCACAGAAUUGUGAGGAAGUUAUUGCAUCGACUGAAGUGAAGAGUUUUGUUAUAAAAGGCGCUGUAUCUGGCUGUCAGUACCGCGUCCAAACGGACUCCGGCAAAUUAGUGAAGGUCUUCGUAAACGAGACUAGUGGAGUCAAAUGUGUGAAGGUGACCAGUGGAACCGAAUCAGACACUCUGUGUUCAACAGGCGCAACGAAACAGUUUACAUCCAGUGCACCGGUUGAAGUGAGUGCGGAUUCCAGCACGACAAGUUCAGAAACAACAACGGUGGAAGCACCAACGGUAUCACCCGAAGCAACUAAACAACCAGGAGAAACGGGAGAUGCAGAAAAACCUGAUGAAAAUGAACCAAAAGGGCCCGAUUCCCAAGAUCCCCCGCAACCGGAAACCGAUACAAGUCCUCAGAAACCCUCAGUAGGAAACGCAGUGCAGAGUCAGGCUGACACGAGCACGGAUGCGGGAGAAAAAGGGCCUCAGUCAAAUCAAAAUAAAGCCGCAACUAAUCAAGAUGCUGAAAACCUAAAAGCAAGGCCAGAGGAAGCCAGUGAUAGCGUUCAACAUCUUAGACGUUCCAGAGACACUUCCAGUACCGGGGCAUCUGAUGAUGUAACUGUGUAUUACGUACUGGCUCGGGAAACACCGAAUUGUGUGGACCUUGAUGCCUCAACUGAAGAAAAGAGUUUCGUGGUGAAAAACACUGGCUCCGGUUGUCAGUAUCGUGUCAAAUCAGAUACCGGUAAAUUGGUGAAGGUUUAUGUUAACAAAACGAGUGGCAUCAGUUGUGUGAAGGUAUCCAGUGGUGGGAAGUCAGAAACGCUGUGCCCAACAGGUGAUACUACUCAAUUCGAAUCUAACGAACCGAUCGAGGUGAGAGCCGACUCUGAAUCGGCAACUUCGGAAGCAUCAGGAACAAGCUCAUCUGGGCAAGAAACGACACCGGCAGCAACCGAAGCACCAACAACACCACAAGCAACUGAAGCGCCAACAACACCGCAAGCGACCGAAGCACCAACAACACCACAAGCAACCGAAGCACCAACAACACCGCAAGCAACCGAAGCGCCAACAACACCACAAGCAACCGAAGCACCAACAACACCGCAAGCAACCGAAGCACCAACAACACCACAAGCAACCGAAGCACCGACAACACCGCAAGCAACCGAAGCACCAACAACACCACAAGCAACCGAAGCACCGACAACACCGCAAGCAACCGAAGCACCAACAACACCGCAAGCCAGCGAAGCACCAACAACACCACAAGCAACCGAAGCACCAACAACACCGCAAGCCAGCGAAGCACCACCAACACCAAAAGCAACCGAAGCACCAACAACACCAAAAGCAACCGAAGCACCAACAACAUCGCAAGCAACAGAAUCACCUCCAGCAUCAGGAGGUAGUCAAACUGCUGAAUCCCAACAACCAGACGCACUCAGGUUAUUGAAAGAGGAAGCAGACUCAAUUCCGAAAGAACAAAAGUCAAAUGGAACAAUGCUACUUAGGCGUGCCAGAUCCACUUUCACUGGUGAUAGAUCUAACGACGUCAUUGUUUAUUACAUUUUGAGUGAGUUGCCAGCAGUAGCAGCAACAGUACUUCUCUUAACUCAAUGA
Echinostoma caproni is the source of this 1695-nucleotide messenger RNA. The record is from the annotation of a GenBank genome assembly. Lineage: Eukaryota; Metazoa; Platyhelminthes; Trematoda; Plagiorchiida; Echinostomatidae.